Molecule: messenger RNA, 2481 nt
Organism: Talaromyces marneffei
Lineage: Eukaryota; Fungi; Ascomycota; Eurotiomycetes; Eurotiales; Trichocomaceae
Exons: 2
Coding region: 1-2481 (826 amino acids)
Molecular function (GO): ATP binding; RNA helicase activity; nucleic acid binding
Source: RefSeq, a predicted model, not a curated record
AUGGGUCAAAAAUCGAAAACCGCAGACGACAAUGAUUUCGUAUUUACAUUGUCCGACGACGAGGGCUUCGCCAUUGACGAGACCGAAGAUGUAAGCGAAGAAACGACAGAAAUCGAGAAUACAUCCAAAAGCUCGAAAAAGCGAAAGCGUGAACAAAGUUCGACAUCACAACCCUCCAAACAAUCGAAGAAGCAAAAGAAACAACAACAAUCAAAGAAGGGCAAGAAAAUAGAAGUCGAAGACGAUGAAGAAGGUGUUGAUGAGGAUGAGGCGGCAGAUGACGGUGAGGAUGAUGGCGUGCUCGACCCAGAAUUCGAGUUUGAUAUUGGCGGUAACGCGACUCGUGAUGUUAUCGAGGACUUUGAUGGUUGGGGUGCGGAUGAAGGGAAGCAGAAGGCUGCUGGUGGGAAUAAGAAGGCGGUGGAUAUUGAUGAUAUAAUUGCUCGUCGCAAGCAGAGGAAGGUGGAUGAGAUUGAGAGGAAGAAGAGGAAAGCUGAGAAAAAGGGAGAGGAAUUCGAAGGAUUUGGUAGUGAGGAGGAGGCUGAUGAAGAAGAAGAUGAUGAUGACGAAAAAGAAGAAGGCGCUGAAAUUCCUGACUUCGAAGAUGACGAAUUAUUGGCAGAGGAUGGGUUUGGUAUGGGUGUUGACGGCGCAGAGCCGGAAGAUGAGGACGAAAAAAGCGGUGAUGACGAGGAAGAGGAGGACGAUUCAGAGGCAGAAGAAGAUGAUGAUGCUCGUUCUGAUGACGACUCCUCGGUAGCAUCCCCAGUUGCGCACCCAGACGAUAUAGCGUCCGACGAAGAGUCUGAGUCCGAGAGCGAGAACGCCGAAGAAAUUGCCAAACGAAAAGCCUUCUUUGCACCUGAAGAGCCUGCCUCAGCAGAAAAGGAUGCUGAUGACGCCGCCAAUGGCUCGUUCCAGAACUACAACCUCUCCCGUCCCAUUCUUCGAGGCCUGGCAGCUGUGGGAUUCACAAAGCCAACCCCGAUUCAGCGCAAGGCCAUCCCCGUUGCCCUUUUGGGCAAAGAUGUUGUUGGUGGUGCUGUUACGGGUUCCGGUAAAACGGGUGCCUUUAUCAUCCCCAUUCUUGAGCGACUGCUGUACCGACAACGCAAAGUGCCUACUAGCCGUGUGGCUAUUCUGAUGCCGACUCGUGAACUUGCAGUCCAGUGUUUCAAUGUGGCUACGAAACUUGCGACGUACACUGAUAUAACCUUCUGUCAACUGAUCGGUGGUUUCAGUUUGCGUGAGCAAGAGAAUAUUUUGAAGAAGCGACCCGAUAUUAUUAUUGCUACUCCCGGUCGUUUCAUUGACCAUAUGAGAAAUUCCUCUAGCUUUACAGUUGAUACUCUUGAAAUUCUUGUUCUCGAUGAAGCCGAUCGGAUGUUGGAAGAUGGUUUCGCUGACGAAUUGAACGAGAUCUUGACAACUAUUCCCAAGUCGCGUCAGACUAUGCUUUUCUCCGCUACCAUGACGGAUUCUGUUGAUAAGCUUAUUCGUGUGGGUUUGAACCGUCCGGUCCGCUUGAUGGUGGAUGCGAAGAAGCAGACUGCCGGCACGCUGGUGCAGGAGUUUGUGAGACUGCGACCAGGUCGUGAGGACAAGAGACUUGCUUCACUCAUACAUUUGUGUCAACAAGUUUACACGUCUCGUGUGAUUAUCUUCUUCCGUCAGAAGAAGGAGGCGCAUCGUGUGAGGGUUAUUUUUGGCUUGUUCGGAUUGAAGGCUGCCGAAUUGCAUGGUAGCAUGAGCCAGGAACAGCGUAUUAAAAGUGUUGAAGACUUCCGAGACGGAAAAGUGGCUUUCCUACUAGCAACAGACGUCGCUUCUCGUGGUCUCGAUAUCAAAGGCGUGGAGACUGUCAUCAACUACGAAGCACCCCAAACACACGAAAUUUACCUCCAUCGUGUCGGUCGUACUGCUCGUGCCGGCCGCUCCGGUAGAGCAUGCACAUUGGCCGCCGACCCCGACCGCAAAGUCGUCCGAGCAGCAGUCAAAGCAGGCAAAACCCAAGGAGCCAAAAUCAUCAGUCGAGUCAUUGGCUCUGAAAUACAGGACGAACUUGCCACGGAAAUCGAAGACCUUCAAGACGAAAUCGACGCAAUUCUGCGCGAAGAGAAAGAAGAAAAAGAACUAGCACAAGUCGAAAUGCAGACCUCCAAGGGCGAGAAUUUACUCAAGCACCAAACCGAAAUCAUGUCACGACCUAAACGUACCUGGUUUGAGACGGAGAAGGAGAAACAAGAAGCACAGAAACGUGGGUUGAUAGAGCUUAAUGGCCUCGAUGCGUCGUUGAGUAAGAAGGAGAAACGGAAAUUGAGUGGAAAGGAGAAGAAGAAGUUGGAUGAUACCAGGGAUCGAAAAGAGGGAAGAAUGUGGAAGAAGGGAAGAAAGGAGCGAGAGAGUAAGGUAGCGCCACCGAAAAAGGGCACUGCGAAGAAAGGUGGGAAUAAGGUCAAGGGUAAGAAAAGUAGGAAGUGA